CCGCCGAUCGAUCGGCGCCCGAACCGUAGACGCGGACGCGCUAGGAAAACGUUUCGUGCACGACGACGGUGUUUGCGGACGCGUCGCCGCCGUCCCCAUCGACUUUUCGUUCACCGAACCACUCGGGCCGCGCGUCACCGUCGCUCUCCAUCCGGCACCACCGGACCGUCCAAUGUUCACUGUGUCCGCGCGCUGCGCAUCCGGCCGCCGUCGGCCCGUCGUCCCGUUUUCCGUUCGUUCGCGUCUACUGGUUCCCGUGUAACGUUUUACACUCCAUAUCAAUUGUGUGUGUGGGCGCGCGCGCGUGUGUGUAUGUGUGUUUGUGUGCGUGUUUGUGUCGAUUCUUUUUGUCCUCCUCGUCUAUUGUUGGUCUCGCUGCCAUUCCGCGUCCUCUCAUGUAGUUAACGUAUGCAUAACAACACACGGAUCGUCAAUUAUUAAAUUCGUCGUCCCGCGGCCAUUACUGUUAUUGCCGUCAUCACGUCGCUCUACGCGAGUUUCUGCCGACCGUCGCCGAGCGCGGUUGUAGCCAGUGCACCGAACCAUGGCAAUCCCCGAUAUCAAACCCAAUUUCGUCAAGAGCGUCUCCUGUUUUAUCAAUGAUCUAUCCUACCGAGAAGCUGUUGAAAAUUCUGUAAAUUAUAAUACAAGAUUAUGUAUAGAGCGACGAUUAAGAAUGCCUUUUUUGGAUACACAAACAGGUGUAGCCCAAACCCAUUCAAGUCUCUUAAUGCAUGAAAGACAACGUAUGCCUGGUCUAAAUAAUGGACAAGUUUAUACAUAUCCUUCCAAAAGAUGGAAGAAAAAGAGGAGACAAUAUUUGUUAAAUACUUGUAAUAACAGUUCAGUAAACUCUUCAUUAUUUAAUUCAACAAGACGUAAGGAAUCUGGAUUAACAAGUGGAGGUGAUUCAGGUGAUGGAACUAAUUCUUUUAAUAUUGAUUUGAAUACUGGAGACAGCCAAAAUGCUAUUUCAAAUAAUGAAGAUAGUAAAGAUAGCCUUGGAACAAACACUAUAGUAUCCAAAGAUGAUCAAACCAACCAAAAUAGCUCCAAUACUAAAGUAUCUGAAUGGUAUUAUGAUGAAUUUGAAAUGCAAGAAAUAGAAGGAUUUGAAGAACCAGAUGCAGAUUCUGAUUAUGAUUACGAAGAAAGUUAUACUAAACGAAAGAGACGAAAAAUUGGAAAACCUGGCCGUAACAGUACUAAUAAUGAAAGUACUAGUGGUCGUCGUAGUACAAAG
Molecule: messenger RNA, 1243 nt
Organism: Sipha flava (yellow sugarcane aphid)
Lineage: Eukaryota; Metazoa; Arthropoda; Insecta; Hemiptera; Aphididae
Product: zinc finger protein ubi-d4-like
Cellular component (GO): nucleus
Source: RefSeq, a predicted model, not a curated record